CGCCCGCCUCAGGACCCUCCCCGCCGCGCUGCCGUCACUUCCUGCAGCUGGUCCCGGCAGCGCUGCCGGUCCCCGCUCUUUCUGCGGCCUCGGGGGCUGAGUGCAGCCGUACGGGGCUGCGGUGCCGCUGGGGGCUGGGGCAGUCGCCCUUAGCCCCCGCCCGGUGGUAGAUCUGAAGACGACUCCUCAUCCUUCAGAAGUUGCAUGCCCACAGUCUUCCUGGCCAAUGAUUCUUCUACAGCAAGCAGGACUUCUUCCUCAUUCUGAGAAGCCUUCAUCUCUUCCUAUGUCAGUGGCUACAAGGCCAAAAGCCACCUCACCAUUGUCCCCACCAAAAUCUCUUGGACUGGGGCCUUCCUUUCAUCACACGCAAGAAGAAGAGCUUGCAAAGGUGGUGGAGCAGGACCCUGUACUGGAGGAACUAUGUAAGCCUCUGUGCUGUAAGCUUUGCAAUGUCACUCUGAAUUCAGCACAACAAGCCCAGGCUCAUUACCAGGGUAAAAACCACAGUAAAAAACUCCGAAAUUACUAUGCUGCCAAUAGCUGUCCAGCAUCUGCCAGAAUGAGUAAUUUGGUUGAGCCUGCCCCACCUCAGAUUGUCUCCCUUCCAACUCAGAUGGGAUCCAGUAAACCAGGUGGUCGAGUGAUCUUGGCCACAGAGAAUGAUUACUGCAAGCUUUGUGAUGCCUCAUUUAGUUCUCCAGCUGUGGCACAGGCUCACUACCAAGGGAAAAAUCAUGCUAAGCGGCUGCGUCUUGCAGAAGCACAGAGUAACUCAUUCUCGGAUGCAUCAGAACUAGGCAAACGAAGGGCAAGGAAAGAAGGGAAUGAAUAUAAAAUGAUGCAGAACAGAAGAAAUAUGUAUACGGUUCAAAACAACACAGGUCCCUACUUCAAUCCCCGCUCACGCCAGAGGAUUCCUCGGGAUCUGGCCAUGUGUGUCACCCCCAGUGGCCAGUUCUACUGCUCCAUGUGCAACGCCGGGGCCAGUGAAGAGAUGGAGUUCAGACAGCACUUAGAAAGCAAACAGCAUAAAAGCAAGGUGUCUGAACAGCGGUAUAGGAAUGAGAUGGAGAACUUAGGCUAUGUACAAUGAUGCGCCACCCUUGGUAGUAAUUUGCAAAUAGAGCAGCUUGUCUCUUGCCUGCUGUUUGCCACAUGCCCUGCUUUGUGCUCCCUUUGAUAGGAGUAUGCUCUCGAGCUGUACAUGUAACACCUGCAAACUUAAUGGUAUGGUUAGAUUUUUUUUCUAUCAUAGUUGGCAGGAUGACGCUGUGCAGGACAUGAGUGUUUUUGAUGUUUGUUUGCUAAUUAUCUAAGGCUCUUUGUUGUAUUGAGUGGCAGGGAGGACUUUGUCUGCUCCUCAGCGUUCUGCAUGAAUAUGCAAAGCCCAGAAGUGCUGGGAACCUCUGUGGUUCUACCACACAGGUGGACCAUGUGCAAAGCCUACUCCCCCUGUUUGCAUACCAGAGAGCAGCGCUCCAGAAUGCCUCCCUAAAGCAGACUGAAUCUCUGGGCAGCUUAUAAAAGUGAGGCAGGAAUGGGGCCUGUGAGUGAAUGAAUUAGGUGGUGUACUUGCCCACAAAUUGCUGCUUGUGGCUCCCAUUAGCAGCCCAGAGUAUAUUCUUUCCACAUUGCUGUAGAAAAGCUGUGUAAGACAUUGGAGAGUCUUGUGUCUUACCGCUUCCUCUGUGAUGCAGAUUUCAUUUGAACAUCUGAUAUUGGAUAUCAGCUGAUACAGCCCGGUUCAGAAAUACUCUAUUCUACCAGUUAACAGUGAAAAAAGAUUCUCAAUGUUGUUGACUGGUCACCUUAAUACAUCAUGGCUGUACCUCAUCUCCCUGAAGAGAGUAUGUGGGGAUCUCAGUGGCUCAAUGAAGUGAAUUGGAAAGCAAACCUGCUCAGGUUAUACGUGCUCUGCUCUGAUUCUGCCUUAGACUGAGUAGGGUUGAGAAUCGGUUGAAAGGAGCUGUCAGCUGUAAUUUUUUUUGCAAGUGUUGGUCUCUGGCCCACAGCUCUAUUGCUCUGGGGAGCAGGGCUGCAUGGACCCUGGGGAGCAGGUACUGGUGUGUCUCACUUUCAUGUCAUUCCCUGGACAAAGCCCAAUAGGAGCUGAAAUACUCCUUUGCACUAGAGCUACCGAUAUUGGAUGAUUUUUUUUCCCCUCUAUCUUUUCCCAUCUCAGGAUGGGUUUUAAUUCCAUUCCUUGAUGUAAACUUCGCUGUUUGAGGGACCAUCAAAAAUCCAAAGUUAGGUAGAAUGUAAAUGUCAGGGGUGAUGAUUGUUUGAGUAAGAGCUUUUUGGCCAUACGGAAGUAUUCAUGAAAUUUGUUAAGCGCCUUUUUUAAGGACAGACAAGCCCAAAGGUGUGUCUGCUUUGAUUUUUCUUAGCGAAAGUAGAAAGGGGAUAAGGAACAGAAGUAGGGCUGGCAUUUAUUUUUCUGCUUAUUUGGGUAGAUGUGAGGAGCUGUGCUUGGAAUCCAGUUCACAAUGUUUCUAAAACAUUGGCUUCAGUGGCAAGUGCAAAAUGUAGGUAACCCCUGUUGGACCUGAUUCACCACUGUGCUGCUAUAGCUGUAUGCUGGUAAAGCUUCAUUGACUUCAGUGGCAGGUGCACAGCAGGGGUAAAUGAAGCAUCAUGGCUUGUCUCUCAUUCCUCUUUAGGCAUUACAUUGAAUUAAAUGCAGCUCCAUUGGUUUCAGUAGUAUUUUACCAGGGAUAAAUUCUACCUACUUUGUAAUGGUGAAGGUAGCUCCCCAGCACCACCUUUUUUUUUUUCCUUUUUGCCAUUCUGAUCCUGCCUCUUGCAUUGAAGGAGGAUUUUCUGCUUGCCUUAAAAAAAAAUGAAAAAUGAAUAAACUAACCAAAAAUCCAGAUAUUUUUUUUCAUCUUCCUAGUUCACCUCAGAAAGGUUUCUUGCACUUGGCUGCUCCUCAGAGAUUGAGUAUUGUUAUCUUUAGCUACCUGAGAGCAUCAGGUACAACCUUAAUGCAGUCUUCCUAAAUGCAGUCAAAGUGAGCUCUUGCGUAGUGGACAAAAGCACCCCUCUGCAUGAUUCCAUGGUGAUCAUUGCCCUACAGAUACAGGCAUAGCAAUGGGCAUCUUCUUGACUGGGAUUCCCUCCCUCCUUUGUGCAAAGCCCAAGGGUUUGUGCACUGAAACAUGUUAGAAGGUAGGAGGACAUGUGUCCAAGUUGCAAAGCACUAAUUGAGCACUUUUGACAGCCUGUAAGUCUGUUUCUUCUGUGCUUUCCUGCUCCUGGCUCAUCCUCUGUGCAGCCUUGAAGAAUAUUCCCCUUGCAAAAAUCUUUCAUCAGCUUUUUCCCCUCAUCUUCUGCAGUCAAACAAGGGCUCUGGUUUUCUCUUUGUAUUCUGCCUUUUGUUUUGCCAGUCUGACACCACUGUACAGGGACAGAGGGAAUUGGAUGAGCCUUACCAUACUGCUUCACCAGAGCAAUCCCUGCAUUACGGUUAAACAUCCCCCUUGCUGCAAAUUACAGUGUGGCAUUUCCCACAGGCUGCAAUUAGUAGCAGAACAACAAUAUUGUGUAAUACGAACUGGAGGAGCUGUAGGUACUAAUGUUGUCAAGUUUUUUGCUAGGGCUAGGAAGGCAUUUUUGCUUGCUUUCAUGUGUCCCAAAAAUCAGCUGUUCACCACUGUGCUUUGGUUGCUGCCCCUGCUCCCAGCCCAGUGAUCUGCUCCUCAUUUGGCAUUUCCAGUGACUGACAGAGGUGUCAAAACUCAGAUCGCUCUGCAUGCUGUUACCUCCUAGUAACAACUGGUGCAAACCUGCCACAACAUGCCAGUGCUAGUGCAUUUGGGAUGGUGUGUGAAUGAGUUGUGAAGCCCUGCAGGCUCCUCUCUGCAUGGGGCCACAUCUGAUUUUGAGGAAUGGCUUGAGUCUACCCUGAACAGAGAGGUCUGUAUCUGCUUUUGUUCAAGGGAAUGCAACAAGGAAAAUUUCAAAGUGGUGGGUCUUGUAACAGGCAUAAAGCAGAUAGCAUGACUCAAGUGACAAGUGUAGGACAGGUUUCCUACAUGGGAGGAAAGAUAUUUCUUGCUGGGGUAAGCAGCUGAGACUCGCUUUGCCCCAGAGCUCUUUUGCAGCCUUUCCCUACAAGUGACCAAAGCUUUCCUUUCCCUCUUCAGCAUUGCUUAACAGUUUGUGGUCUUCCUACUCUCUAGCAUAGAAAAUUGUUGACUGCAAAGAGAAAACACCCCACUUCACUAAUAUCUUUAGGGUUCAGGACAAUCCAAACUCCUACUGUCAGAUGGAGAAACUGGGGGGAUCCUGCCUUCUUUUUUUUUUUGUUUUUCUUGUGAAAUGCAAAGCUGUUCUAUAAAUCAGUGUUCAAAAUACAUAUUGAAAACAUGUCCUGACCAAACCCGAUUUGACAUAGAUGGGCUGGGGACAAUACCGUACAGCUGUAGUACCAUUUUCCCCAAUUAAUCUUUUUUCAUGUUAAACAAAGUACUGAACCCAAGAAACAGGACUUUUGUGAAGCUGUCACAUUGGCCAGUAGGUUAGUAACCGUUGCUGCUAGAAACAAAAUAUAAAUCAUUGUGUUCAUAUUUAUUUUACUGUGCUGACCACUAAUAGAUUUGUUAAUAUUGAAGGCAUUAUUCUGUAGGUUGUUUUUGUUUAAAUGGAAAACUCAAUGUCGCACUUUGCUUUUGGAUCAGAACUGGUAUUUAUUAUAUUUGUGAAAAUGUUUUCCCUCCCACAUGCGUAUUGUUUUCUUUCCCUUAAUGCAAAAAAAAUCCACAAACAACAAAACCCACCCCAAAACAAAUGAAUUAAAACCCCAAAUCCAGUCAGUGGAUCGUCUUUGUUUCUUUUCAUACCAAACAAAGUGGGAAUUUCCUUGCAACUCUCUCUUAAAUGUCCAUUUCUUUUUUUUGUUUGUUCCCCUCCCGUUCCUUUGAUAUGGGAUGACAUUUUUAGACACAUAUGAAAUUCAUACUAGAUUUAAGCAUUUGUUUUAAGGUGAGGAAGUAACCUAUGUGGAAUCCAUGUAUUUGUGAGGAGUUUGAAAGUGAUACUAUUUUGUUUGUAUUAAGUAUUAGCUGUUAUUUUGCAUUCUGCACUAAUAGUAGAUGUGCUAUAAUCUUGCCCAACACUGGUCAAUUUUUGACUUUCUGCUUUCUUCAUGUACAUCAAAAUGAACCCUGAAAACUUCUGUGGAGUUGCUUAGGAUGGUCAUCAGUGUAACUAAGUGCAGAUUUUUUUCUGUAAAGCUUCUUGUCUUUUCCUUUUCUAGAUGCUCAUUAUAGGGCAUUAGAAGGGAAACCUAUUGCUGUAAGCACGGGUUCAUAUUUUACCUUACUAAUGCAUGAUGUCCUUUUGCUACGUUAUUUAAGUAAUAUGCACUGUAACCAGUGGGAAUCUUGCCCAGGUCAGGAGUAAAUAAAAUACCGGAGGUAAAUGUAUUAUGUUGGCUAGUGCCAGGCAAGGUACGUGGCUAAAAUUUGUCUUUUACUUCUGUGUUUGGGUUACAACACUCUUAAGGUUUUGCUUUUUGAGGAAUAUGUAUUUGAUUAGGUAAGGAUUUGAUCUUGCUCUGUCUGAAAUAAUUUCAAGUGCAUUAACUUCAGUUGAGUAGGAGCAAGCCUUGAAACCCUUCAGGAAUUUCAUAUUGAUGUUGUUUUCUCAUAUAUGUGUUUUUUGGUUUGUGGUAUGUUUUUUAAAUUUUACAACCAUAUAUACAAGAUUGCGCUGGAUGAGAUGGCUUAGCUCCUGUUGUUUUGAGCUGAUCUGGCUUCUUUGCCUCAUGCAUAAAGCUGGAAGUGAAAAUAAAAUCCACUUUGAAAUAAAUGUGGUCAAACAAUAGUUCUGGGAAUCUGUCCUUUAAAAAAUGUAUCACAACUAAAAUUGUGUGUUUUAUGUGAAGUAUCUGCAGGUAAAGGCAGGACUGUGGAUUUUAAGAAACAAAAUCAGUUGUUCAGUUUGUGUGUUGCAGGGGAAAAAUGACUCAACUUAAUUUCCUUCUGCAUCUGUCCAGUGACAUUUGCAAGUGCUUUGAAUAUGUUUCAUCUAGAGCCUUCUUGUCAGGUUGGUUUUGUACAUUUGUCCUUAUUUUCUUUAUAUUGUAUGAUCCCCAUGAGGGAGGUUGCUUUUUGUUUUUGUUUUUCUUCUUCAGUAUAUAAUAAAUCAUCUUGCUGUUAUCAUUGUA
Pezoporus occidentalis (night parrot) is the source of this 6172-nucleotide messenger RNA. RefSeq names its product zinc finger matrin-type 3 (gene ZMAT3). The coding region runs from base 227 to 1096 and encodes 289 amino acids. The record is from RefSeq and is a predicted model, not a curated record. Lineage: Eukaryota; Metazoa; Chordata; Aves; Psittaciformes; Psittacidae. Gene Ontology annotation, molecular function: zinc ion binding; nucleic acid binding. The transcript is spliced from 6 exons.